AUGAAUUUGAUUACUGUUGUUAUAUCUGGACAUCUGGAUCCUUCUACUAUAAUAUCGCCACCUGUACUUGUCUCAUCUUCAUGCUCCACAGACAAGACUGUAGUAGUAGAUUUUUAUGCAGAAAUCGAAACAGCCACAUCAAGUCAUGUCAAUUCUGCUGCCCAUACUAAGGAAGUCUUUAAGUAUGAUAGCAACGGGGAAAUAUCUAUAGUAGCUGAUUCUGAUGCAGAGGUUGAAACAGCCGCAUCAAUUCAUGCCAAUGCUGCUCCCUGCACUAAAGAAACCAUUAAAUAUGAUAGCAAAGGGGAGAUAUCUAUUGGUCAGGCUACUAACGCAUCAGAGACUGGCCACAUGACACAUUUUAGACAAAUGAAUGAUGGUGUAACAACAAGACGAGACAAAGUUGAUGAAUUUGAAAGUGGAAAUCCAGAUGUUUUAUACAGUCAAGACUUAAUUGUGAGAGAUAUUAACUUGCUAACAUCAUUUUCUUCAACAAAAAAUAGAAUUAUAAAUUUCAAAUGCUUCAGAAAGGCAAGGACUCAAUCUGGGAAUAGCUUCAACAAUCUUAUUCCAUUUGCAAAGUACCCGUAUAAAGAAUCUGACAAUGGGAGUGAUGAAGUAAUGCAAUCUGUGAAAGAAGAAAAAAAGCGGAAGCAAAUGGAAGCAAUUGCAGAGGAUUUACUCAACAAUGAGAAGGGAAGAUGA
This is a messenger RNA of Vitis riparia (riverbank grape), 705 nucleotides long. RefSeq names its product nijmegen breakage syndrome 1 protein-like. Gene Ontology annotation, biological process: double-strand break repair via homologous recombination; mitotic G2 DNA damage checkpoint signaling. Lineage: Eukaryota; Viridiplantae; Streptophyta; Magnoliopsida; Vitales; Vitaceae. Gene Ontology annotation, molecular function: damaged DNA binding. Bases 1 to 705 code for a protein of 234 amino acids. The transcript has a single exon. Gene Ontology annotation, cellular component: Mre11 complex. The record is from RefSeq and is a predicted model, not a curated record.